CUAGAACACACUUCAGAGUCUGAAGCCACACUAUCAGCAGAUGAGCCAUGAUGGAGUUUGUUCACGUUGCUGUAACUGUGCUCGGUCUUCUGUCUCUUGGACACUCAGCUCCUGUGACAAGCUGUGAGAAUCUAAUCCAGCCUCGUGAAAUCCACGGAAAUCAGCUGGUGGGAAAAUGGACACAAAUAGCAGAGAGCACAGGCAUACCUCAAUUCAAAGUGCUGACGAAGAUGCCUCUGGAGACCGCCUGGAUGAACAUCACUGCUGCCAACGAGGCUAAUACGUUCAAUAAUCUCUACGUUCACAAAAUGAGGGGCAUGUGUUUCACACUGAAAACCAACAUGACUUUGGUUAACAACAGUAUGGUGCACAAUUACCUAUAUUCUGCUGUCCUGCUGAAUACUGGCUGUCCUGACUGCCUUGUUAUCUACUCAAAUAACACCGUUGGAAGAACCACAGUUAAAGCUCUCCAUCUCCUGAGUAGGAGAGUUAAAGUGUCUGCUGCUGAGCUGGAAGAGUUUACAAAGCAGGCAGAGUGUCUGAACCUAGAAUCCCCUGCUAUCUUGGAUUCAGAAAAAGGGUUUUGCCCAGAUCCAGCACUCACCCCAGGAACUAAGACUAUUGAUCUGACCGUGAACAACAUAACGCCCGAUGAGCUCAACCUAUUGGAGAAGCUUUUCACUGAGAGUGGAAUGAAGACCAUUUUGGACACGGACCAAAGUAGUGUGGAUCUAUUCAAGGAAGACUGAAGUAGUCAUAAAUGUCACUAAGCCAUUCUUCUCUGACCUCUGGUGUUAACACAUUUUCUAAAUCUAAAGCUUACUUGAUCUCUUUGUCUGACCACUCUCUGUAAACCCUAGAGCCAUGCUAUGUUAAAUGUUACUCAAAUCAACUGUCUUACCCAUUCUGAUGUUCCGAUUUGAGCUUCAGCAGGUUAUCUUGCGUCUUCAUGCUUAAAUAAACGGAGUUGCUGUCA
Molecule: messenger RNA, 976 nt
Organism: Oreochromis aureus
Lineage: Eukaryota; Metazoa; Chordata; Actinopteri; Cichliformes; Cichlidae
Exons: 6
Coding region: 48-749 (233 amino acids)
Source: RefSeq, a predicted model, not a curated record